Molecule: messenger RNA, 447 nt
Organism: Akanthomyces muscarius
Lineage: Eukaryota; Fungi; Ascomycota; Sordariomycetes; Hypocreales; Cordycipitaceae
Exons: 3
Coding region: 1-447 (148 amino acids)
Biological process (GO): regulation of transcription by RNA polymerase II
Cellular component (GO): mediator complex
Molecular function (GO): transcription coregulator activity
Source: RefSeq, a predicted model, not a curated record
AUGGAACGCUCGCAGCCGGCGUCCUCCAACUUGAUGGAGACGCACAACCGCCUCAUUGCCGCCAUCCUCACGCACUACCGCACGCUCAUGAUGCUCGCGACCGUGCAGGCCGAAAACGACGACGAGAAUCCGACCCCCGAAGCCAUUGCCGUCGCCGGCAUCUCCAUGAAGCAGGAAUUCGACGGCCUGUACUCGUCGGUCAAGGAGCUCAUCACCCUCUCGCGCAAGAUCAAGGAGCUGUGGGUGUUUGGCGCCCUCGGCCAGCAGGACCCCUCGCGCGCCGCCCGCGAGGUCCGGACCGAGCGCGACGUCGCCGCCGUCGCCGAGCUGCUCAACGGCAUCGAGGCGGCCAGGAUGCGCGCCCUGGCCGAGGGCCACGGCGGCGCGUGGGAGCCGCUGCGCAAGGAGGACGUGCAGGCGCUGCAGGCGCUGGCGGGUAAGCAAUAA